Molecule: messenger RNA, 957 nt
Organism: Ectocarpus siliculosus
Lineage: Eukaryota; Phaeophyceae; Ectocarpales; Ectocarpaceae
Source: the annotation of a GenBank genome assembly
AUGAACGGCAGCGGAGAGUUCGCCAUCUUGGACAAGCAGAUUGAUGUUUUGCGAACGGGGGGCAUCCUUCCCGAGAAGGAUAUUUUGAGUCUUUGCCAGAAGGCGAGGGAGAUCUUAGGCUCGGAAUCAAACGUACAGCCGGUGCGAUGCCCGGUAACAAUCUGCGGGGAUAUUCACGGACAGUUCUAUGACUUGCUGGAGCUUUUUCGGAUCGGGGGUGACUGCCCUUCGACGAACUACCUCUUCAUGGGCGACUACGUGGACAGGGGUUACUAUUCGCUAGAGGUCGUCAGUCUUCUCGUUGCCCUCAAGGUCCGGUUCAAGGACCGCAUCACCAUCCUGCGGGGCAACCACGAGUCCCGCCAGAUCACGCAGGUCUACGGGUUCUAUGAUGAAUGCCUCCGCAAGUACGGCAAUGCCUCGGUGUGGAAUUGCUUCACCGAGCUCUUCGACUACUUGCCCAUGACAGCCCUGGUCGAAGACAAGAUCUUCUGUCUCCAUGGAGGCCUUUCGCCAUCCAUAGACACGCUGGACCACGCCCGGGCCUUGGACAGGAUACAGGAGGUGCCCCACGAGGGCCCUAUGUGCGACCUGGUUUGGUCGGACCCGGACGACCGGUGCGGUUGGGGCAUCUCUCCCAGAGGGGCGGGGUACACAUUUGGGCAGGACAUCACGGAGCAAUUCAACCACACCAAUGGCUUGAUGUUCAUCGCGCGAGCUCACCAGCUGGUGAUGGAGGGCUACCAAUGGACUCACAAUCAGGGGGUUUGCACCAUCUUCAGCGCCCCUAACUACUGCUACCGCUGCGGGAACCAGGCGGCAAUCAUGGAGGUCGACGAGACGGUGCCCAAGCAAAUCAGCGAAGCUCUCUACGACCAUUGCAACUUCACCCAGUUCGACCCUGCACCACGUGAAAAGAACUGGCGCCAGAGCAAACGAGUGCCGGAUUACUUCCUC